AGGAACUUCGCAAACAUGAAGUUUCUUAUUGGUGGAAUAUUAGCAUCAGCUUUGCUCCUUUUGGGCGAGCAGAAUUUGGUGCAAGGACAAUAUGCUCCACCACCAGGAUUAUUCGCUCCGCCACCAGGACCAGCACUCCCGCCACCACCAGAUUACGCCCCACCCCCACCAGGCUAUUGGGCCCCACCACCUCCAGCACCGCCUCCACCAGGAUAUUAUGCCCCACCACCACCUGGACCGCCUCCACCAGGAUAUUAUGCCCCACCACCACCUGGACCGCCUCCACCACUAUAUUAUACCCCCCAAUGGUAUCAUUGAGCUUUGUUGUACUGUGCGAUAAUCACGUACGAUCACCCAAAUAAAUAUCGUAAAGAUCGUGUAUUUAAGAAAAUGGUUUACAGGCAUUGGUGGCAGAUGGGCUUCAGCAAAAAUUUACAUUGAUAGAAGGAUAGAAGGCACCAGGGAACCAGGAUACCAAAUUUAGUAAUGAUGUCAUCUCUAAAUACAUAUAAUAACAUACUUCAGUUUUAAA
Scaptodrosophila lebanonensis is the source of this 532-nucleotide messenger RNA. Its product is annotated as chitin-binding lectin 1-like. The coding region runs from base 16 to 318 and encodes 100 amino acids. Lineage: Eukaryota; Metazoa; Arthropoda; Insecta; Diptera; Drosophilidae. The record is from RefSeq and is a predicted model, not a curated record. The transcript has 2 exons.